This is a messenger RNA of Microbotryum saponariae, 1356 nucleotides long. NCBI's taxonomy places the organism in Eukaryota, Fungi, Basidiomycota, Microbotryomycetes, Microbotryales, Microbotryaceae. The record is from the annotation of a GenBank genome assembly.
AUGGUCGACAAAGGCAUGGCUCUGAACAGCCGCUUCCGCGCGAUACCCCUCCUCUCGGCCCUUGUAGCGCUGCUCAGCGCGAGCCCUCUAUCAGUCAACGCCACGCCUCGGCCCGACACCGCGCUCAGUGAUAGCGCACCCAAGGGCUUCCAAGGAUUGGGAUUCUUCAAUCCUACCGAUGGUGGGGGCAGCUGGUUGACCGUGAGUGCAGUUGCUAAAGUUGUGCCCAUGAAACCCAACUCCUGGGAGCCUAUCAGUGCCGGACGCACUUUACGAACGCCGAACGCGGCGCACAAGCUGUUCCCGUGAGGAGACACUGUCGGCGAGGGUCCGAACUCGGGCCGAGCUUCGCAUUUCCCCCCCGCAGGACUUGGGAGCGCUUUGCUUGAUCAGCAUUCGGCAUUCAUUCACUCUGUGAGCAAGAACGCUAAUUUAGUCCUUAUACUCAAUCGAUCCGCAUAUAGAACGCGACCGUCAUCGGCAAUCACACUUACGGCGAACCCCUCAACAUCGUCGUCUCCGCCAAUUCGGACCCUUACAUCAUGACCGAAAGCGGCUUUGAAGAUUGGUGCUUGUCGAUUCAAUACUCGAAGCAACCCGGAGAUAUUACACUCGGUGGGAAGCAAAGCGCCAACCUCGGCGAUGGAAACGGUCAAAGUGCGUGCGAUCGUUGGGACGUCGUGCAUGUUGAUGUCAACCAGGGGCUCCCGAAACCGGGACCUCUUUCCUUCCCCGCCUGUGCUAAUACACUCAUAUUCUGGGUACGAAUAGGGGAACAGAUUGAUCUGCUUCGAUUCGAUUACUCUGUCCCCGUUUUUGGCACCCUGAACGAGACCCUCUUCGGUGGCUCGCAUUUUCGCUACUGGCUACAGAACGGGCCCAAUGCAAACUCCAGUGCUUGGUUCCUCGCCGCCUCGGUCGAAAUGUCGCUUGCAGAGCACCACAUGAUCGUCCCCAACGGAUACGAUCGUGGUCGGGACGAAUUCGUAGGCAACGCAACGGCGAGCAACGGAACGCUUUCGCCCGCGACAAAAUUUACCUUUUCGGCAACGAGUCAACUGCUACCUUUCCUUCCCGCGAACUCGAGUGCGGGUAUCAACCACGAUAUCAAGACCGACGGUAAUGUGGCCAUCGUAACCGUCAAGGUCACAAACAACAACCCUCCACCAACGAGUGGCUCGUGAGUACUACACUACCUUCGGGCUUGCGCUACAUCUUGGCAGAAAGACUUGAGCCAAUUUUCGACUUCUUGUUAAUCUUAGUACGGCUGUAAUGCCGACCGUCAUGCCCGCUCAAAUUUAUGCUAUCGGCGUCGCUUCCACCGUUCUUUCCCUCGCCAUCGCGUCAUUCUUGUGA